AGCGAGCAAGCGGCACGGAAGUGCACUCGACUGAAUCGAGGCGUACAGAGGCGCAGCGAUCAUAAGCGAACGUCGCACACUCGCCGGGUGCUGUACUGCUGCGCUGCGUGGGCUCAGACAGCGCGAAACCGCGGCACAGGGACUGUUUCCCACCAAACGCCACCGCCGUGCCGAGGGCUAACGCGCCGGCGCACGAUACGAAGCCGAUACGAUGGCGGCGCAGACGCAAGCUUCCGAACGGCGCAAGGAGUCCUCGCCCGCGAACUACGCCUUCGGCCGCGUCUUAGGUGAAGGCGCGUUCGCGCAUUGCGUGCUCGCGAAGCAGCGCUCCACAAAAACGACGGUGGCCGUCAAGAUCAUGCUGAAGCGCCAUGUGGAGCGCGAAGGGAAAGUAAGAGCUGUGCACGCGGAAAGGGAAGCGCUGGCACGAGCGCGGAGUGACCACAUUGUGCGCCUGAUCGAAACGUUCCAGGACCGCGACUACCUGUUCUUUGUGCUCGAGUUUUGUAGUGGAGGCGAUCUGCGACGACUCCUCGACGCCAAUAUCCCGUCGAUACGAGGAGAACACGGUUUAACAAAGUACGCCUCAAGCUUCUACGCCGGAGAUGUCCUACUAGGCUUACAAUUCCUCCAUUCGUUGGACAUUGCUCAUAGAGACCUAAAACCGGAGAACGUGCUCAUCGAUAAUAAAGGGAGGUGCAAGCUCGGCGACUUCGGGGCCGUGCUGGAUCUCACAAGCGGUCAGAGAGCGGGGAGCUUCGACGGUGCGUCGCCGCGUCCACUCGACGCCGUCGUCAUGAGCGCGCCGUCAUCACGAGUAAUUCGUACACGCGCAGGCACGGCCGAGUACGUGUCGCCCGAGGUGCUGGAAGGGGAGAGUACGACUACAAAGUGCGACUUGUGGGCUUUAGGUUGUUUGGUGUUUCAGUUAUCGACGGGACGGUUGCCGUUCACGGGCGCUACCGAUUUUCUGGUCUGGGAAAAAAUUGUGGCCUUCGCCGACGGUAACCGAGACGAGGUCGACUUUACGUCUGUAUCUGAAGAUGUGGAGGAUCUGGUACGUAGAUUAUGUAGGAGGGACCCGUCAUCGAGGUUGUGUGGGGAGGAACUCGAGGCGCACGCGUUUUUUGUGUGUCCGGUCGCGGACAUUCGCGCGUCCCGAGCUUGUGUGCCGUGGACGCCGGAGCCGUGCUCCCACACCUGUGAAGCGUCGUUUAGCGUGGAGUAUAUGCUGGAUCUGGAGGCCGGGAGCUACGGGGACAACGUCCCGACCUGUGCAUAAAUCAAAUUUUCACGGCGCGUUCGUGCUGAAUCGUCGCGUCGACCGCCACGCCAUCGACGCGACGCCUGCUCGAUAGCGUGCGGUUCCUCAGAGUUGUGCACAGGUCCCUACACUGCGGGAGUCGGAAACAUCAGUGGCAAGUACAAAAAAACUCGUCGGGUCCGCGUCCUCGAGACGGGCCCUGACGGACUACGACUGGGACGCUUCAUUAAGUUCGGAACGCGUCGUGGCGAAGGGUAUACUGUGGAAGCGCAAGGGCCUGUUCUGGAGGGAGCGCGUGUUUUUAUUGACGUCGGCGCCGCGGUUGGUGUAUUAUGACGCCUCCAAGAAGGUGCCAGAGCGUAAAGGUUGUGUGGAAUGGCCCGCGGACGCGCCUCCCAAAAUACGGCGACGGUCUCCAAGUAGAUUUGAUGUUUGUGUUGCUGGUCGCGAUUAUCACCUGGCGGCAAAAGGCGACGGCGACGAUUCGGCAGAUGCCUGGAUCACGCGCCUGUCUCGCGUGUUUUCCGGUGAUUUAAGUCCAAAAGUCGGGCGCCAGGGCUGGAUCUACAAACGGGGCGGCGGCGGCACGUCGUCGGCCUAUCGGCGGCGGUAUGCAAUACUAAGGGGCAACCAGCUCUUCUACUACCGGCGGCCGCCCGCCCAACAAGCCGUCUCGCCGCAGGGCGUCGUGCGCGUGCUGAGUGCGUCGAUCGCGCCGGAGGACAUGCCCGGCAAGGCCGCGUUCACGAUGGCGACGGACUCGGGGCGGACCUUUUAUGUGUGCGUCGAGACGGCCGAGGAGCGGGCCGCGUGGCUAGCCGUGCUGCCCGAGGCGGACCCUUGUUCGUGAUUAAUAUUUGUAAGUUA
Messenger RNA from Pelagomonas calceolata, 2131 nucleotides. NCBI's taxonomy places the organism in Eukaryota, Pelagophyceae, Pelagomonadales, Pelagomonadaceae. The record is from the annotation of a GenBank genome assembly.